CAUCGGGGGCGUAAAUAUGGCGGCCACUAGCCAGUCGCUUGUUUUGGUCAUGUGAGCAAUAAUACAAAAAUGGAAAGUGACGACACGCUGCACACCUAAACGGAAUUUUACAAAUAGAAGAUGUCUACGAAAGAAUUAUACACCAAGGGGGCGCGGGUUUGGAUCCCUCACCCAGAGACGGUUUGGGUUGGAGCUGUUCUCCUGGAAGAUUUCAAAGGACAGAAAACUCUGAAAAUAGAAUAUGAAGAGGAAGGGGAGUAUACAGUGCAGUCCAAGUAUGCCACAUUUCGCCAACUUGCUCUCAAGAAGAAGGCAGAACAGACCAGUGAAAUCAGUGUAACAGAGAAGACCUUGCCCCCAUUGAGGAACCCUGAGAUUCUGAUAGGGGAGAAUGACCUGACCUCCCUCAGCUAUCUUCAUGAACCAGCUGUUUUAUACAAUUUGCAAGUCCGGUUUUGUGAUAGGAAUGACAUAUAUACCUACUGUGGUAUUGUCUUAGUUGCCAUCAAUCCCUAUGAGGAGUUGGACAUCUAUGGCAAUGACAUUAUCCAAGCAUAUCAUGGUCAGGACAUGGGUGCCAUGGACCCCCACAUAUAUGCUGUGGCAGAGGAAGCUUUUAAAAGAAUGGUCCAAUUUGACCAGAACCAGUCAGUUAUUGUCAGUGGAGAGUCAGGAGCUGGGAAGACAGUGUCUGCCAAGUAUGCCAUGCGUUAUUUUGCUGCUGUGGGUGGCUCUCAUACUGAUGAGACACAAGUUGAAAAGAAAGUACUGGCUUCUAACCCUAUUAUGGAGGCCAUUGGUAAUGCCAAAACAACCAGAAAUGACAACAGUAGUAGAUUUGGAAAAUAUCUUGAAAUAGGCUUCAAAAAGAACCAUCACAUCACUUCAGCUCAUAUGAGAACUUAUCUUUUAGAGAAAUCCAGAGUGGUGUUUCAAGCUCCAGAAGAAAGAAAUUAUCAUAUAUUUUACCAGCUGUGUGCCUCAUCAGAGCUCCCAGAAUUUGAAAAGUUUCAAUUAGAUCAUCAGGAUAAUUUUUACUACACAUUCCAAGGCUGCAAUCCAACUGUAGAUGGCAUUGAUGAUGCUGAGGAGAUGUUGAACACAAGAGAAGCUAUGACACUGCUAGGCAUAUCAGAGAAGCAACAGAUGAUGAUAUUCCAAAUUCUGUCGGCCAUUCUGCACUUUGGUAAUGUUAAUAUCACAGAGGAUGAGGAUGGGGAAAAUGCCAUUAUAAAGAAGGGAGACAAGAGUCUGCAGACAAUGUGUGACCUGCUGGGGAUAGAUGAGGAGCAGACCAGGAAGUGGUUGUGUAACAGGAAGAUUACCACUGUGGGAGAGACACUCAUCACGCCACUGGAUACCAAAAAAGCUUGUUUUUCGCGUGAUGCUCUUGCAAAGCACAUCUAUGCCAAGCUAUUUGAUUGGAUAGUAAAGAUGUUGAACAUAACCUUGUCCAUCAGUACAGGGAAACAGACUAACUUCAUAGGGGUACUGGAUAUCUAUGGGUUUGAAACAUUUGAAAUAAACAGCUUUGAACAAUUCUGCAUCAAUUAUGCAAAUGAAAAACUGCAACAGCAGUUCACAUUGCAUGUGUUUAAACUGGAGCAGGAAGAGUAUGUGAAGGAGGAAAUAGAGUGGUCUUUCAUUGAUUUUUAUGACAAUCAGCCCUGUAUCGAUCUCAUAGAAAGCAAGCUAGGGAUAUUGGAUCUCCUUGAUGAAGAGUGCAAGAUGCCUAAGGGUUCUGAUGAAAGCUGGUGUAGGAAACUCUAUCAGCGCCAUCUGAAAGCAAAGCACUUUGAGAAGCCGCGUAUGUCUGAGACUGCGUUUGUAAUCAUCCAUUUUGCAGACAGCGUGGAGUACCAGUCUGGGGGCUUCCUAGAGAAAAACAGGGACACAGUUCUGGAUGAACAGCUGAAUAUACUCAAAGCCAGUGAGCAUGAGUUAGUGGCCGAUUUGUUCCAAGAAGAAGAGCAGCGGAAACCACGUAGUGGGUCAACGUCUGCAGCCAAGGUGAACAUCCGAGCUGGUACUCAGCAACCCAAGGGUUCCAAGUCCCACAAGAAGACAGUUGGUUCUCAGUUCAGGGACUCCCUGAAUAAGCUAAUGGACACCCUGUUUUCUACCAAUCCGCACUAUAUCAGGUGUAUUAAACCCAAUGAUAUGAAACAGGCUUUCACAUUUGAGCCCCAGCGAGCAGUGCAACAGUUACGAGCAUGUGGAGUUUUAGAAACAAUUCGUAUCAGUUCAGCAGGAUAUCCAUCCAGGUGGAGCUAUCCAGAGUUCUAUGAACGCUACAGGGUGCUGUCUGUUAAGAAAGAUAUAGUGAAAAAAGACAAGAAGCAAACAUGCAGAAAUAUUUUAUCAAAGCUUAUACAGGAUCCAGACAAAUUCCAGUUUGGUAAAAGCAAGAUUUUCUUCCGGGCUGGCCAAGUGGCUUACUUAGAGAAGCUGAGGUCUGACAAGCUGUAUGCAUGUGGCAUUAUGAUACAGAAACACAUCCGUGGUUGGUUGUGGCGCAGGAAGUACCAGAAGAUCAGGAGAAGUGUUCUGCUGGUACAGACAUAUGGUAGAGGAAUGCUGGCUAGGAGACAUGCACUCCAUCUACGGCGCACUGCAGCUGCCACUAGGAUGCAGAAAGUGUGGCGUGGGUACAAGGUCAGGAAGGCAUAUCUACGCACAAGACAGGCUGUUAUUACUAUACAGAAAUACGCGCGAGGUAUGGCUGGCAGACAAGAGUUCAGAGCUGUGCUGCGUGACCACAAGGCCGUUAUCAUACAAAGUCACAUCCGCGGCUGGUUGGCCAAGAGACGGUACAGGAAGGUCAUGCGCGGCAUUAUUCUCAUACAGAGUCACUACAGGAGAAGAAAGGCCAGGGCGAUGUUGAAGAUUCUCAAGGUUGAAGCCCGUUCUGUCCAGCACAUCAAGAAAGUCAACCUGGGACUUGAGAAUAAGAUUAUUGAAAUGCAACAUAAACUGGACGAAAAGAACAAAGAGAUAGGUCUGUUGCGAGAGGACCAGGUUCUGCUUCGUGACAUGCAGAACCAAAUGGCACAACUGAAGAACAUGGAGUCCAACUCCAAGACCUACCUGAGCAGGAUUGCUGAGCUGGAGCAGACAGUGGCCAUGUUGGAGGCCCAGUUAGAACAGGAGAAGGGGGAGAAACAGGACCUCAUAACUGAGAAACAACUUAAGGCCAAAGAACACGAAGAGGUGGUGGGACGUCUGAUAGAGGAAAAUCUGAAACUGAAAGAGGAGGUCAACCAGUUGAAUCUGAAGAACAAGCAACAAGAACAAGUUGCUGAUGAUGUUGCUAGGGCCAAGCUAGAGGAAGCCAAUCAACAGCUGAAGAGAGAACUGGACGAGGAAAGAGAACACCACCAGAAACUGGUGAAGGAGUACAAUCGUCUGCUUCAGAGAUGUGAGAACUUACAGGGAGAGGUCACGGAUCUGACCAGUCCCCAGAGAGACUUGUUACAGCUUGGACACAGGAGGAACCUGUCCAACCUCAGUGGGAUCAGCCUGGAGUCAGAGAUGACAUCUGCUUCUGAGAAGGAGAAAGAUGAGAGUGAGCUGGCAGAGAAGGCCAUGAAUGGGGUACAGCCAGGGGAGGAGGACCAGGGUUAUGGCACAGAGAGGAAGAAAGAAGACACAGGAGUGCGUGAAAGUAUUGAAGCUGUGCACUGGAACCAGACUACGGAGACUGUGGCCAGUAAAAACAAAGAUAGCAGCCAGUUGCUCAGCCCUAGCUCAGCAGAAGGCAAGAAGAAAGAAAGAUCUGCAUCUAGAAAUAGCAUGGAUGAAAAGAAAGAUGCAGAGAAGGUGGAUGUGGGUCUUAUGAUCAAGUUACAGACCAGAGUGAAGGACCUGGAGAAGGAGAGGGCUCGGCUCCAGGAAUUACUGGAUGAAGACCAGCAGGAGAGACCCAGGGCUGGUUCCAAGCUGGGGAUGCUGGGGGAUGAGGCGUACGAGGCCAUCAAGAACCAGGAGUUGGAAGUUGAGAAUACAAAGAUGAAGGAGGAACUUCAGCGCCUCAGAGCAGCAGUCGCUAUGAAUUCCAAGUUUGAAGAGAGUGUAGAUCUUUCCAGAAGAGGGUCCAAUGUAGCUGGGAAAGAAUUCAUGGACCAAUUUGAAGCUAUGGCAGAUGAGUUGGAGAGAAGGCGUGAAGAAUGCAUCCAGCUGAGAGCGCUACUGGUCAACAGGAGCCGGGACCAGAGUUCUGUUGCCAAGGAGAACUAUGAGGGAGAUGUAGACAGACUGAAUGAGGAUGGGGAGCUGGCCAUGGCUUAUAAAACUCAGAAAGAACUGCUGAAAAUGCAAGAAGAGCAGAUAGACAAGCUUCAGAAUAAAUACAGAAAGAUGGAGAAAGAACUGCGGCAUGAACUCACUGAACUAAAGCAGGACAAUGACAGGCAACAGAAACUGAUUGGACAGCUGAACAGGGUAGCAAGUAACCUCUCCCUGUCACCAGAGGCAAAGAUUGAAGCCUGCAUGCAGCAUGAGAUCACAAGACUCACUUCGGAAAACCUGGAUCUGAGAGAACAGAUUGAGAAGCAACAACAGCAGAUCCAUAGACUGAAGAAAGCCCUCAAGCUUUACGCCAAGAGAUUAAAGACUGGAGAUGUUGCACAAGGCAGCACCCAGGCCAUUGCUGGUGAAGAGCUUGUUGGGGCAGACAUCAUGGCGGAGGUGGAGAAAGAAAUUGCCAAAGAGAAUCCAGACUUUGAGCGUAGCACCAGUGUUGCCAGCGUCCGCCACAGAGAACGGGAAUACAUGGGAAUGCUGGAAUACAGGAAAGAGGAUGAACCCCUCCUCAUCAAAAACCUGAUUCAAGAACUGAGCCCCAAGGUAGCAGGGAGCUGUCUGCCAGGUCUUCCAGCCUAUGUCUUCUUCAUGUGUAUUCGCCACACAGACUACAUCAAUGAUGAUGAGAAGGUCAGAAGUCUGCUCACUAAUGUCAUCAAUGGAAUCAAGAGAGUUGUCAAGAAACGCCAUGAAGAUGUGGAGAGCGUCACCAUGUGGCUUGCAAACACCUGUAGACUUCUACACAACUUCAAGCAAUACAGUGGAGACAAGGCAUUCCAAACUGAAAAUACUCCAAAACAAAAUGAGCAUUGUCUGCGCAACUUUGACCUGUCUGAGUACAGACAAGUCCUGAGUGACCUGGCUGUGUGGAUAUACCAGACUCUGACCAAGUUAUUGCAGGACAACUUACAGCCUAUGAUAGUUCAUGGAUUGCUAGAACAUGAGGCAAUAGCAGGUUUAACUGGUAGCAAACCUACAGGAAUGAGAGGAAGAUCUACCAGUAAUGCCAGGCAGCUGGAUGACUUCACCAAGAGUCUGGACAUGGUCAUGAAAGCUUUGGGCACCUUUUUGAAAAUCUUUAAGACACAUGCUCUGGACCCUGAGCUGGUGAAGCAGGUUUUCAAACAGCUUUAUUAUUAUGUUUGUGCUGUGGCAUUAAACAACUUAUUAUUAAGGAAAGACUUGUCUAACUGGUCCAAAGGGAUGCAGAUAAGAUAUAAUAUCAGUCAUAUAGAGCAGUGGUUACGAGACCAGCACCUCCAGGACUGUGGGGCGGCCGAGCAACUGGAGCCCAUUAUCCAGGCAUCCCAGCUACUGCAGGCCAGGAAGACAGAGGCAGAUGUGGAGAGUAUAUGUGACAUGUGUUCAGCACUCUCUGUGCCACAGAUUGUGAAACUCCUAAAUCUCUACACCCCUGUGGACGAGUUUGAGGAACGUGUGCCAAUAGCAUUCAUACGGAAGAUACAGGAGCAACUGAAGAAAACCCGCCAAGCCAACCAAGCAGGGAAUCUGUUAAUGGACACUAAGAAAAUGUUCCCGGUGACUUUCCCCUUUAAUCCCUCCAACCUGGGGCUGGAAACAAUACAGGUGCCAGAGACCCUCAAUGUUAACUUCUUGAAAAAAUUGUAAUGGAUUUUUAUCCUUCAAAGAAAGAGGGAGAGAUGCUGGCAAUACUGUUGGAGUUCUGAGCAUAGCUUUAAAAUUCCAUGGUGCUUUUGAAUGUCAAAUGAUGAGCAGAGUUGGGAAGUGACCUUUUUUCACAAGCCAGGUGACAAAUUAUGUACAGUGAUAAUUGUCAAUUAUGUAAAUGAAUGUGUAUUGUAGUUAAAGACAGAAUCCAUCUGUAAAAAAAAGCCAGUAAUUGGGCAGAGGGCUGGUGAUGAUCCUAUCCAAUCCCAAGUUAGACUGUGCCUAUUCUCUUAGCACUGAUCACUGUCCAGAAGUGACAGGAUAACACUGACCACUGUCAAGUAGAUAUAGGAUUCCUGUGCAUAUCAAGGUUAUUGUGCCUGGAUUGAUAUGCCUGUGUAGCACUGGUCAGCACUGUUCGCAAAAAUUGUAUGCUUCAUGAAUAUGUUUAAGACUUGGAAAAAAGGAAGUUAGGAAAAAAAGGGUUAAUCUCAUGGUAGCAAAAUUAAAAUGUUUAAAAUAAGGGUUGCCACAAAAGGUGUAUUUGAAGAAAAGGUAUCUAAAUUAUUUUAUAAUUACAAAAUCAUGUGUCUGCUCAUCAAUAUGAUGUUGUCACAAAUUUGUUGCACAAAAUUAUAUUAAUGUUAAGACAAUAUUAAUGUUUAGACAAUAGUUAGGAGCAUUGUAAUAAAAAACACUUUUGGAUUGAAGUAAUUGAGGGGUGUGCAAUAUAGAGGACAUUUUACCAAGUUGGUUGUUAGAAAUGGUUGUCAUACACUUAUUUAUUUGAGGUGAAAACUGAAAGAUCUCAAAAAUUAAUUUUACCCAGCAUUACAAGAGCUGAGUACUGGGGUGCCUGCAGUGCCACCUAUCUAUCUGAAUGCCUUACUAAUUUCAUGAUUUCCCAGAAGUAAAAAUUGCUGUGAAACCAUUCCAACUAGCCUAGUCAGUGUGAAAAACAUAUUGCAGUUUUCAUACUGAGAACAGUUUUAAAGUGCAGUUUUGCUCUACUGUAUUGCAUAUAUGUAUUGAUUUAUUGUUUCACUGAAGCCUGUGACAAGCAUAUUAACUUAGAAAUUACUCCUUUUGUGAUAUAAAAGGUUAUUGUCAAACACACUUACUUUAAGAGGCCUUCAAUAUAUAUAAAAGGUACAAAAUCCCCCCGUGAUGAUUAUGUUCUACUUAAAUGGAUAUUUUGAUUCUUUGGUAUGGCAUGACAUGCCUUAUGCUUUUCACAAUUUAUUUAUUAGCAACGGUCAGAUUUUGUAUAGAACAAUUUAAGAACCAUAUGAUUACAGUGGAGACCACCGUUGUGUACCCUAGAGUAGUAUUUGUGACCAUACUUUAUUAUAACUGAAUACUAUGUGUUCUGUACGUUAGAUAGUAUUUAUUAUCAUAGACACACAUAUGCAAUUUACCUUGGUGCUUGCUAUAUCUCUGUCUGCCAUUGACAAACAGCUUCUUGCUGCUGGUGAAUUUUAUGACCUGCCUUGGUUGUGUACCUUUUUAUGAGGUCUAUUUCUCAUUAUUUGUCAUUCCUAUCUACCAAGUCUAUUCAUAUGUAAUUAUAUACAUAUAGAUAUAUUAUAGACAUAUAUAUACAGGACAUCAACUGGACAUCAGUGUGUGGAAGCCUCUGCCUUGUGUGAUUAGUGAUAAGCAGAGUAUUCCAGGUCUAGACUUAUUAUGGACUAGUGCAAAAUUAGUACGUGUGCAACCUGGAUAUAUUUAUUUGAAGUUGUUGGGUCAUUGUUAAUUAAUUAAUCAAUAUUGUGUUUGCAAUCAAAGGUACAGGGAUUUCUUUUUGAGAUAGAGAAAGGGUGAAAAAAAUUUACGAAAAGUUGGUGCACAAUUCUUAAGGCUAAAAAGCUGGUAAAAAAAGAGCUGUAAACAUAUUUCAUGAUCUCCCAACACUGGAAAAAUGCAAAUGUUUUUGAAGAGGUCGGGCCUCCAACAUGUGAUGGAGAAAAAUACUUUUACAACCAAAUGGGCACAGUAUAAGUAAACCAAAAUCAGUGUCACCAUAAAACAAGGUAUGUCCAUAUGACAUUAAGGGUAUGCAUAUUUAUGUGAAUAAUUUACUAUGUAGGUUACCUCUAGCAGGUGUUGACAUCAUGGUCAGCUCUGAUGUUGACGUUAUGGUCAAUUAGUAAUGAUAUCUUGGCUCUGAUACUGAUUUCAUCAGAUUUCAUUAAUAAUCAUGUAAAUAAUGGACUGUGAUUCAUUUUAUUAUGAUUUUUUGUUAAUUUAUAUUGUAUAAUAUGAUGAUGGAGCUUGAAAUGCAACAAAUAGAAAUAUUCUACAAUUGAUUUGUGGUUUUUGUUUUUGACAUAGCCAUUGCUCA
Lingula anatina is the source of this 8275-nucleotide messenger RNA. Its product is annotated as unconventional myosin-Va. Lineage: Eukaryota; Metazoa; Brachiopoda; Lingulata; Lingulida; Lingulidae. Gene Ontology annotation, biological process: actin filament organization. Gene Ontology annotation, cellular component: membrane; cytoplasm; actin cytoskeleton. The record is from RefSeq and is a predicted model, not a curated record. Gene Ontology annotation, molecular function: ATP binding; actin filament binding; microfilament motor activity.